CCUUAGUCGCUAAGCUGCAAUAUUCCGUCAAUUUACCACAACCAAUGUUAUAUUCCAAAACCCAAAAGCUCUAUUGUACCGCCUCACUGCAUUUACGCUUUCAUUCGUUCGUCUUCUUCUUCGUCGUCACACACUCACUUGCUACUUGGAAUCUCUUUCAAAGCACCGAGUCCGUAACAUCCCAUGGCCAACUCUCCCAGUGAAGUUAACGCCGGCGAUUCUCAUGAUCUCCGAACUCUUCUUUCUUCUCCGGCGAGGGAUUUCCUCCUCCGCAACGAUGGCGAGCAGGUGAAACUUGACAGCUUGAAAGGGAAGAAGCUCGGAUUGUAUUUCUCGGCUGCCUGGUGCGGACCAUGCCAGCAUUUCACUCCGCAGUUGACAGAGGUUUACAAUGAACUCUCCCCGAAAGGCGAUUUCGAGAUUGUCUUUGUGUCGGGUGAUGAAGAUGAGGAGUCUUUCAAAGAGUACUUCUCUAAGAUGCCGUGGCUUGCAAUACCUUUUACCGAUUCAGAAACCCGAGAUCGUCUCGAUGAGCUCUUUAAGGUGAGGGGAAUCCCCAAUCUCGUGAUCCUCGAUGAAAACGUUAAAGUUGUGAACACGAAUGGGGUCGGAAUGGUUCGAGGUUACGGAGUUGAAGCUUACCCUUUUACACCGGAGAGAAUGAAAGAGAUCAAAGAAGAAGAAGAGAGAGCUAGGAGGGAGCAAACCUUGAAAUCUGUCUUGGUGACGGGCUCAAGGGACUUUGUGAUUUCACGAGACGGGAACACGGUACCUGUAUCGGAGCUCGAAGGGAAGAUCAUCGGUCUAUACUUCUCGGUUGCCUCGUACAAGCCAUGCACCGAGUUUACGGGUAAGCUUGUAGAGGUUUAUAACAAGCUGAAGGAGAUGGGGGAAAACUUUGAAGUGGUGAUGAUAUCUCUUGAAGACGACGAAGAAUCUUUCAAACAGGACUUUGAAACCAUGCCAUGGCUGUCUUUACCAUUUAACGACAAGAGCUCUUCGAAGCUUGCUCGGCACUUCAUGCUCUCAGGUCUUCCCAUGCUGGUCAUACUCGGGCCUGAUGGGAAAACCCGUCACCCAAACGUGGUUGAAGCUGUUGAAGAAUACGGAGUUGUUGCGUACCCUUUCACCCCGGAGAAGUUUGAAGAGCUCGAGGCCAUUGCGAGGGCAAAGGCUGAGGCUCAGACACUUGAGUCACUUUUGGUCUGGGAUGAUCUCGACUAUGUUCUCGGGAAAGACGGGCUUAAGGUGCGUGUAUCGGAUCUGGUGGGGAAGCACAUUCUGCUGUACUUCUCAGCUCACUGGUGCCCUCCUUGUCGUGGUUUUACGCCAAAACUCGUUGAAGUAUACAAGCAGAUCAAGGCUAGAGACGAGGCAUUUGAGCUGAUCUUCAUCUCCAGUGAUCGGGACCAGGCUUCAUUCGAUGAGUACUACUCAGAAAUGCCGUGGUUGGCUCUCCCCUUUGGUGAUCCGAGAAAACAAUCGCUGGCUCGAACCUUCAAGGUCUCUGGAAUCCCAAUGCUAGUGGCUCUUGGACCAACCGGCAGAACCAUCACAACUGAGGCAAGGGACCUUGUCGGGGCUCAUGGAGCUGAUGCUUAUCCUUUUACGCAGGAGCGUUUGAAAGAGGUCGAGGCCAAGUACGACGAGAUGGCAAAAGGGUGGCCUGAGAAAGUGAAACACGGUCUACAUGAAGAGCAUGAACUCGAGCUUACCCGUGUGAGGACAUACAUGUGCGACAAGUGCGAUGAAGAGGGGCUUAUUUGGUCCUUCCAUUGCGAUGAGUGUGACUUUGAUCUCCAUCCCAAGUGUGCUCUUGGAAAGGAGGAGAAUGAUAACACCGGAGAAGAGGAAGAGGUGAAGAAAGAAGGUGGUGAAGCAAAAGAAGGUUGGAUCUGCGAUGGGAAUGUCUGCAAAAAAGCCUGAUAAUCUACAAUCGAGUAAUAAUGUACCACGUCUUAUCUGUUUGAUACUGGUGUGAGAGUGUUACUAUGGUAGUUUAUAUGUACUCUGUAAUCUAAACAAUAAGAGAACCUCUUAUUGGACCUACUCUUAUAUCAAAAACAUCUUUAGCUUUAACAUAAGAGGCAAGUAGUAAUGAAUGAUGUUUUUCAUGAUA
Tarenaya hassleriana is the source of this 2119-nucleotide messenger RNA. RefSeq names its product probable nucleoredoxin 1. Bases 184 to 1926 code for a protein of 580 amino acids. The record is from RefSeq and is a predicted model, not a curated record. Gene Ontology annotation, molecular function: thioredoxin-disulfide reductase (NADPH) activity. Lineage: Eukaryota; Viridiplantae; Streptophyta; Magnoliopsida; Brassicales; Cleomaceae. The transcript is spliced from 4 exons.